GGGAAAAUGUCUUGGCGCUGUCUGUCGCGGUGGACCGAAGACAGACGCGUUCCUGUUGGGGGUUUCGUCAUUGACAUGCUGUCACCCAUAUGUUGCGACGAUAUCCACGAUUGCAUUUUUGGCUUUAGAUAUUUGGCCGCCGUUAUGCUUGAUUGACAAACGCCUGGUUGACCGCCGUUUUGGGACCGAUAUCAAACAGAUCUCCUCUCCCCAUUGGAGCUAUUGUUUUGGUACAUCCUAGCCAAGACAAGACCAUUUAACAACACCCUCGUCACUGGAGGGGUUGCACCACAACCACAAAGCCACCACCAUGGGCCUCUCUGCAAAGGAUGCUUUGCAACUACGAGAUACGCUGCAAAUAGCAGUAGUAAAAUGCUCCGAAAGAUGUCUUUACCACGCUGCCAAAUGGGCGGCCGAACUCCUCGAUGCGCUUCCUCAACCAUCUGCUGCCGACUUUAAAGCAACGCAAGACUUACCAUCGUCUUACAUUCAUCCCGCUUUCACACCAAAUCAUGAUCCUGCCGAAGCAGCUCUCGAAGCCAAGGAGCUCAGCCGUUACCUUCUCGCCAAAUCGUUAUUCGACUGCAAGGAGUUCGACAGAUGUGCCGCCGUAUUCCUUCCCGAGUCUUCAUUGGCAGAGAUGUUGGGGACAAAAGUAGACGAUGCCACCACUACGGGAGGGAGAGAAAAGCAGAGGCCUUCGGUUGUUCUACCUUCGGAGAGAGCUUUACCUCAGAUCAGCCAAAAAAGCUUAUUUCUCGCGCUGUAUGCCAAAAUGAUCUCGGGCGAGAAGCGAAAGGAGGAGGAAUCUGAAAUGAUCAUGGGGCCGCAAGACUUGGGGACGAUUACGAACAAACAGCUGGCCGUGGUCAGUCGGUUCCUCACAAAGUGGUUCGACCAGCGAAAGUCGGAGGGAGGCGAUGUUGCGCCCAGCCAGGGCUUCCUUGAGUAUCUCUACGGCAUGGUUUUGGUGAAGGAGAAGAACGACAGGGCUGGUUUGCAGUAUUUGGUUGAAAGUGUGCAACUAUUUCCGUGGAACUGGGGUGCCUGGAUGGAGAUCACCAACCUCAUCACCAGAGUUGAACAGCUGAACGAAGUAACACCAAAGCUACCCCAGAACAUCAUGUCUUUCAUCUUUCACGCCCAUGCUUCGAUCAACCUUUACCAACAAGGCGGUGAGAUCGCCAGUGCUCUGAACGACUUGCUGGUCGUGUUCCCAACAUCAUCGUUCCUUCUAACCGACAAAGCACUGCUAUAUUAUCACUCGAAAGAUCUUGUAGCAGCCGAGCAAGAAUUCAGUCAGCUACUUGGACUUCAUCCCCAGAGGAUAGAUGCACUGGACCAUUAUUCAAACAUUUUAUAUGUUUUGAACCUCCGACCAAAGCUGGCCUUUUUGGCCCAUCUAUGCUCUAGCAUUGAUACGUUUCGUCCAGAGUCUUGCGUCGUCAUUGGUAAUUACUACUCUCUACUAUCUUGCCACGACAAAGCAGUCCACUAUUUCCGCCGGGCGCUCAUGUUGGACCGCUCAUGUCUUUCCGCGUGGACACUCAUGGGGCAUGAGUAUGUAGAGUUGAAGAAUACUCACGCAGCCAUCGAAUCCUACCGAAGAGCGGUAGACGUCAACCGGAGGGACUACCGCGCCUGGUACGGCCUUGGCCAGACAUAUGAAGUACUCGAAAUGCACGCGUAUGCACUAUGGUACUACAAGAAGGCCGCUGGUCUGCGUCCCUGGGACGGCAAGAUGUGGCAGGCGGUGGGUUCGUGCUUGCAAAAGAUGGGCCGCGACAAAGACGGCAUCAAGGCGCUCAAGAGAGCUCUGCUUGCGGAUUCCUACUACGAUUCGUCAGCAAGUAGCUUUGGAAGCACAGGGACGAUCGAUCGGAUGACGCAGAUGGAUCCUGAGGUCCUGCUGCAAAUAGGGGCAAUGUAUGAUCGGAUGGAGGAAGAAGAGGAGGCCAAGGCGUACAUGGAGUUGUGCGUUGCACAGGAGGAUGGCGGGGUUACCAAUGAUCAAGGACCAGGUCUAGGAGAUUCCAUCGGCGUCCGCGCUGAUAGCCCGGGCUCAGAUGAUGGGGAAGGCGGAGGGGAAAGGGUAGCGGCUGGUGAGGGGACAGGGGUUACGGUGGCAACGAGCAAGGCCCGGAUGUGGUUGGCGAAAUAUGCCAUGAGGGUGGAGGACUACGAGACGGCGAAUCGUCUCGCGACGGAGCUUUGCCAGGAUGGCGUUGAGGUGGAGGAAGCCAAGGCGCUGAUACGGGAAGCGAGGUCGAGGAUGGAACAGACGAGUAUGAUGGAGAGCUAGAGGCAGCAGUUGUCGCAUCAGAAGUUCCUGGAGUUUGUGGAAGGUUUGAGGAUGAGAGACAACACGAGAUUUGCGCGUCGUGAUCCUCGACAGCCUGCGAUUGUGAGGUCUGGACCGGGUCUGAGAGGCGCAAACCGAGAGGAAGAGGGAGAAUGGUAUUCGCAACUGGAGGAUGAUCUGAGUAUGAGGAGGACUUCGUGGCGGUGAGUCUGUAUGCGAGUGUAGAUGUAAGCAUCAUUGUUUCCAUCACUAUCGACGGUUGGUUGAGCCACACGAUGAGUUCGAUAAACAACGCAAUUCGAUACCCUCUUUUAAUGGCAUAGCUUUCCAG
Molecule: messenger RNA, 2633 nt
Organism: Podospora bellae-mahoneyi
Lineage: Eukaryota; Fungi; Ascomycota; Sordariomycetes; Sordariales; Podosporaceae
Gene: cut23
Product: Anaphase-promoting complex subunit 8
Exons: 2
Coding region: 311-2302 (663 amino acids)
Biological process (GO): protein ubiquitination; cell division; positive regulation of mitotic metaphase/anaphase transition
Cellular component (GO): anaphase-promoting complex
Molecular function (GO): protein binding
Source: RefSeq, a predicted model, not a curated record